ACGUUUUUUAUUUAUUUUAAAUUUUUCGGUACUUUUGGCGAGGACCCCGGGGCGGAGCCGCCCUCGCCGAGCCAGCGGCGGGCGGGAGGGGCCGGUGCUCGCACGGCCGCCGCUCCCCGGGGAUGGGCUCCGGCGGGGCGCCCGCCGCCUAGGCCGGCCCGGCCCGGCCCGGCCCGGCCCGCCGGGGGCAGCGGGGCCGCGCAGCAUGGCCGCGGAGCUCAGCGCCGAGGAGGAGCAGGCGACCAAGCAGUUCCUGGAAGAGAUCAAUAAGUGGACGGGCCAGUACAAUGUGUCCCCGCUCUCCUGGAACGUGGCCGUCAAGUUCCUCAUGGCCCGCAAGUUUGACGUCCUGCGGGCCAUCGAGCUCUUUCACUCCUACCGGGAGACGCGGCUGAAGGAGGGCAUCGUGAAGCUGAAGCCGCACGAGGAGCCGCUGCGCUCGGAGCUGCUUAGUGGCAAGUUCACCAUUCUGAGCGUGCGGGACCCCUCGGGAGCCUCCAUCGCCCUUUUCACAGCCAAGCUGCAUCACCCCAGCAAGAGCGUGCAGCACGUGGUGCUCCAGGCGCUCUUCUACCUGCUAGACCGAGCAGUGGAGAGCUUUGAAACCCAGAGGAACGGGCUGGUGUUCAUCUACGACAUGGCAGGCUCACAGUACACCAACUUCGAGCUGGACCUCAGCAAGAAGAUCCUCAACCUGCUGAAGGGUGCCUUCCCAGCUCGGCUGAAGAAGGUUUUCAUCGUGGGAGCACCCAUGUGGUUUCGUGUGCCCUACUCCAUUAUCAGCCUGCUGCUGAAGGAGAAGCUGCGAGAGCGGGUGCAGAUGGUGAAGAUGUCAGAACUGAAGGAGCACCUGCCCCAGGAAUGCCUCCCUGAGUACCUGGGGGGAUCCCUCAAGCUGGACCCUCUGAGCUGGAACUGCCGGUUCCUGCCCCAGCAGAACGGGCACCCCGAUCCCCUGGAUGAGCUCAUCCUGGUGCCACUCGCGGCCCCCAAAGAUAACGGCUCCGUCCACGUCCCCGGGCCCAAGUCCGUCACCCUCCAGGAGCUGCUGGAUCACGUCAGCCGCAAGCAGAAGCGGGGCAUCUAUGAAGAGUAUGAAGAUAUUCGGCGCAGGAGCCCAGCCGGCACUUUCGUCUGCUCUUUGGCACCCUACAACCAGGAGAAGAACCGGUACGGGGACGUGCCCUGCCUGGACCAAACCCGCGUCAAGCUGGCGAAGCCAUACAGCCGCCCAGAGCUGACUGACUACAUCAACGCGAGCUUCAUGGAUGGCUACAAGCAGAGGAACGCUUACAUUGGGACUCAGGGGCCUCUGGAAAACACCUACGGUGACUUUUGGCGCAUGGUGUGGGAGCAAAACGUCCUGGUGAUUGUGAUGACGACCCGGCUGGAAGAGGGAGGCAGGAGAAAGUGCGGCCAGUACUGGCCUCUGGAGAAGGAUUUCCAGGUGUGCUUCGGGGCCCUGACCAUCACCAACCUGGGUGUGGAGAACCUCAACCAUUACAAGAAAACCAUCCUGGAGAUCCACAGCUCGGAGACCAGGGAGCGGCGGCUGGUGUCCCACUUCCAGUACCUGAGCUGGCCGGAUUACGGCGUCCCCUCCUCUGCAGCCACUCUCAUUGACUUUUUGGGGGCUGUGAAGCAGCAGCAGAGGGUGGCAGUCAGCGCCCUGGGACCUCGCUUCAAGGGUCACCCCGGGGGGCCCCCAAUCGUGGUGCAUUGCAGUGCUGGCAUUGGCAGGACAGGUACCUUCUGCGCGCUGGACAUCUGCUUGUCCCAGCUGCAGGACGUGGGGACGCUGAACAUCUACCAGACGGUGCUGCGCAUGCGGACGCAACGCGCCUUCAGCAUCCAGACCCCCGAGCAGUAUUACUUCUGUUACACUGCCGUCCUCGAGCACGCCCAGCGUGAGGGUCUGCUCCUUGCCAACCACAGCCACACCGGCCAGGAGAAAAGCCCACUGGGACACUGAGACCCACCAUCUCCCUAUGGAACCACCCCACCACCACCACCCUAGCCUUUUCCAUCCUCCUGGGGCUGCUGGAGCCUGCAGGGACUCAGUGGAGCGACGGUGCCAGAACGCGGAGGCGACCAUCUCUCCUCGACUAUCAGCACUGCUAACAAACUGUGCCUUAUCCAAACCUACCAGUGGCCGCCGCUCGCCGGGGGGUGGAGGACGGCGCGGGAAGAGUCUUUGGUUGGCUGGGGAAGUGUUUUUUCUUCUCUAAGAGUUUGUUUUGUUUUGUUUGUUUGUUUGUUUGUUUUUUAUUUUUUGUUGGGACCACCUAAAAUGUAUCUAGAGAAAGGGCUUUGCAAAGCCUUAGAAAAUGUAUUUCCAGUUCUGCCCUGGGGCUUAGGAAGAGGUGUCUACUUCAGUCUUACCUGCCACUAAGUCUGUGUGUCUGUAUGUAUGUGUGUAUAUAUCCUCGCUCUCCCCAACCCCGCCUAUUAUAUAGAUACGUAUAUACAAGCCCUCCCUUUUAGCAGCUCCUGGGGGUCCGUGCUCUCCUGUUGUCUCACCGCUGUGAUCCCUGGAGUGGUGAGUUUGGUCCUGGCUCUGUCUUGUCUUUUCCCCCCCCUCACCUUUUUCCCUUUCCUGCUCCUCAUGGGCAGUGUUGGGACCUGGUACCCAUCCUGUGGGAGGCACGGGGAUGUCUCAUCUUCCCCAUCCUCCUCUCCUGCUGGGAGGGGGCAGCUGUGCUGCCACAGGAGGAGCUGGAGAAUUUUGGUUUGAGUCGAGGAGCUCACCAAUGUCCCCUGCCCCUCGUGGUGCAGCCACAGGAGUCACUAGGUACGAGACGAUGGGGACAGAUGGGGACUGACCGGCUCUCUGGGUUGCCCAGUUUUCCCAAGCUGGCAGUGGGAACCUGCCAGCCCAGCCCUGUGGUGAGUCACGGGCUGGAAAAGUGCUGAGCAAAACAAUAAAAAAAAAAAAAAAAAAAGCCAAAACCCUGGGGAGGCAGUGAGCCGACCUCUGGGGCAGCAGUGCCUGCUGGGGACAGUGGCCCUGUCCCCUUGCCCCUCUGUGCUGCCUGGGGAGUGGGGACUGUCAGCGCCUGGGCCUCAGUAACUUUAUACUGUAAUAAGCUCUUUGAAUGUGUAUAUUCUUAUUUUUUUAUAAUCUUGAGGGGGGCUGGGUAUUUUUGUUUAGUUGGUGGUUUUGUUUUUUCUUUUUUUUGGUAUUUAUCAUUAACUUGAUCUAAGUCAGAGCCAGAAGUAUUUGUAAAUGUUCCUAUUUUGCUCUCAUUCAGAGAAACAUUUCCGUUGUUGUUAACUUUUUGGGGUUUGUUUUGUUCUUAUUUGUAACGAUAUAUAAAUAUGCUACUUCCAGUGACCAGUCCCUCCUAGCUCUUGUGGUGGAGUUGGUCAGGUCAGGAUAGGAGAGGGAGGGAGUUUAGGGCUUUGUCUAUCCUUGGGGACACAGGGACCUGCUGCAGCCCCCCCCCCCCCCAGCACUUUGCGGGUAGGACAUGCACAUAAGAGCCGUCCUAGAGCUGAGUGACUGUCUAGGUGACCCCAGAGCCAUCGGCUCCUGGGUGAGGCCCUGCGAGAGAUAACGGGGCUGCAGGCAGCUUUCCUGGGUGGGCAGGAUAAUGGCAGGAGGGAGGGCAGCGAGAUGUGCAGCCCUGUCAGCUUGGGGCAGUGGGACACAAGCCACCCCCUUUCUGAGCUCCUGCCUCUUUUCCCAGGGCCUGGCUGAGCCCCAGAGCAUCAAUCUCCUGUCCUGCUCCCAGUGACGGGCUCUUCAGAGCCUGCUCUUUUUUUGCAUAGUCCCUUUUUCCAGCUGUCCCCUUCCUCCUAUCUGUUUUUUAUUAAUAAUUAUUUAGAAAGUGCCUGGGCUUCUAUUGUCCACCAAGGCCAGGAAACCAAACCGCUGCCUGCAAGGAGCCUCCCAAGUCCCAGCUGGGGGGACAGUGCUGUGUCCUGGAUGGGGGAUCUGCCUCACGGUGGUCUCAGGGCGGUUGGGAGGGUUCGUCUCCAAGGCAAAUGCUGCCAACAGCAAAAGGAUGGGGCGGCUGCUAACUUGAAGAAGACACUCUUGGUCCUAUUGCUGCUACAUGUAAUGCUCAAGGGAUGGUAGCAGAGAUUAAAGGAAUGGAAUUGUUGGGCAGUUCUGGCGGUAUUUCCUUGGCACCUACAGCUGUGGUUGGGGGAGCAUCCGCUGUCUUCCCAUGUUUGGGAGCAUUCUGCAAUAAAUGCUAUAAAACAA
Molecule: messenger RNA, 4210 nt
Organism: Chroicocephalus ridibundus (black-headed gull)
Lineage: Eukaryota; Metazoa; Chordata; Aves; Charadriiformes; Laridae
Gene: PTPN9
Product: protein tyrosine phosphatase non-receptor type 9
Exons: 13
Coding region: 206-1972 (588 amino acids)
Biological process (GO): protein dephosphorylation
Molecular function (GO): protein tyrosine phosphatase activity
Source: RefSeq, a predicted model, not a curated record